AAAAUUUGAUAAAUCGCGAUAAAGAUCGUUAGAGGAACGAGAAGAAUGUAUUGGAUUUUGGACCGAGUUACAUCGAUUUAACAAUCAACGUUCCUUGAUAAUGCGAGUAUUAUUUUUCUACGGAUUAAUAAAUAUCGUGGCGCGAACUUAUAGAACGCCAUAUUUUCUUUCACUCGGCCAAGGGUCGUCCUUGUUGUCCUUGUAUCGUGAAAUUCCCUCGUUUUCACGAGACGACGAUAAAACUAUAUAAUACUAUGUUCCUAUGAUGAACGAGAUUAAUAAUAAAAAUUCGAACGACGAGAGUCCUUCGAUGGAGAAAAAGAAUGAGGUAAAGCCGAUCGAUCGUACGAAAGAAAGGAAACGUUCGAAGGAAGAGAAAAGUAGAAAGAAGGAUAUUAAAAAGACCGGAGAACAAUGUUCAGAAGUUGUGAUCGAUGCGCAAACAAUGAAGGAAAAGCUGGACGUAAUGUCUAAGAAAUACUCUGACAUUGUGGACGAUAAUAAGAGAUUAUUGUUAAAUUUGAAACAGUCUGAGAAGAAGAUAAUGUUGUUGCAACGAGAGAAGGAGCAGUUUCAAAGCGAACGUAAUAAGGCACUUUUAACUAGGAAAAGAUUAGAGAAUUUGUGUCGUGAAUUACAGAAACAGAAUAAAACUGUUAAGGAGGAGUGUUUAUCGAGACUUAAGAAAGAGGAAGAAAAGAGAAAGGAACUCUCCGGCAAGUUUCAAAGUAUUUUAGCUCAUAUCAAUCAACAAAUGAAUUUAACUCUUGAAAAGAAUGCAAAGAUGCAGGAAGAGAAUUUAGAAAUGAAUAAGUUGUUCAAAUCAUUAUGUGAUGAACUUGCGGUUAAAGAAAAACAACUUCUACAAGAACAUAUGCGUAUGAAAGGGGAGUUGCUUAUAGCGCGUGACAACUUUGAAGAGGUCAAGAUAGAAGCUACGGUAGAAAAAGAAGUUUUCUUAAGGGAAAAGGAACAACUCUUGCUUACAUUAACAGAAUAUCGAGCACGAAUUCAAGAAUUACAAGGAGCAGAAGCUGCUAUGAAAAGUCAAAUUGAUUUAUACACCAAUAAAUAUGACGAAUUUCAAAAUUCUCUUACAAGAAGUAAUAAAGUUUGCGGAGAAUUUAACGAAGAGAUGGAAAGGAUGUCUAAGAAGAUAAUUGCUUUGGAGAAAGAAACUACUUUGUGGAAACAACGAUGGGAGAAGAGCAAUACAGUUUUUGUUGACAUGGUAUAUGAAAAGCAAGCAAGAGAGUCGGAAUUGGUGAAAUUGAAGGAAAGAUUAGCUUUGCUUCAGGACUUGUGUAAAAUGUUCCAACGUGAAAGAAGAUCCUUGAUCGAUCAAUUAAAUGAGAAAAACGCAAAGACUAAUACUGAUUCGACUACAAGAACAUCUGGUGAAUCUAAAGAAAAAGAAGAUGAUUUAAAUAAAGGAUCUGCAUUAUUAGAAAAUAGUAAUGGACAACUCACUCCAACGAAUAUCUUCGAACUACUUGAACAAAGAUUAGAAAUGGAAUUUAAUGUAAAUUCCACGAGUGAAAAGAAAACUGAAAUAAGUUCAGAGGAAAAAAUAAUUGGCUCGUCCAUAUCUGAAUGUCCACUUUCUUCUGAACCUAGCUGUAAAGAUAUAGAUAAGGAAUCAAAGGACAAAGAGCUCUCAGUUUCUCAGGAAAAUAGAACAGAAGAACCAUUAAAGGAAGAAAAAUCUUCCAACGUAGAAAAUAAUUCAAAGGCACAACUAAGUAUAGCAGAAUCAUCUUCUGUUAUUAGUAUUGAAAAAUUAAAUGAAAAGGAAAAUGUAAAAAAAGAAAAUAAAGAAGCAAUAGAACGAAUAAGUGACGCGUCGUGUGACAAUAUUACGAACUUAGAAUCUAGAUCGGAAAACAUUGAAAAUGAUAGUACAGUACAAAUGUCAAUACUUAAAAAUGAUGAUGUUCAAACGGAACAACAAGAGACGAAGAAUAGUAGCCAAGACGAAAAUAAUGAGGAAUUAGUUGAAAAUAUAGAAAAUAGGUCUACUGGCAUAACUAUAUCUGAAAUAGAAACAAAAACUAUAAUAGAAGAAUGUGUUCCAAACGGUUUAUCAAAGAAAGAUAUAGUUAACGAAUCAGUAGAAUCAUCAAACAAUGAAAUAGAAAUCAAUCUAUGCGAUAAAUCGCAAGAAACUAAUACUAUUGUAGAAAAUAUUCAAAAAAUCGAAAAGUCUGAAUCGGAAAUUUUAAAAAAUUCUGCGGAAGUGAAUUCUAUUGUAGAAAAACAAGUUAAAACUGAUAUGCCUUUUUCUAAAGAAGAAGAUAACAAGUCAAUCAAACAGAAUGUUACGACUGUAACGAAGAAUGUAAGAAGAAAGAAGAAGUAAAAUGAAGUCAAAUGAUCAUCCGGAACAAACGAAAAAAUGGUACGAACAUUGAAAUUAUAUAUAGGAUAAAAUCGUGCAAAACUACAUUUUUUCCUUUAUCGAUGGAAAUGAUG
Vespula pensylvanica (western yellowjacket) is the source of this 2472-nucleotide messenger RNA. RefSeq names its product alpha-taxilin. Bases 263 to 2359 code for a protein of 698 amino acids. Lineage: Eukaryota; Metazoa; Arthropoda; Insecta; Hymenoptera; Vespidae. The transcript has 6 exons. Gene Ontology annotation, molecular function: syntaxin binding. The record is from RefSeq and is a predicted model, not a curated record.